UCAAUUCAGACGUCGUUGAACUUGCCAGGACAACGGUUCAUCGAGUGCUGGGAUUUCGGAAUUUUCAAGGGGUCCCUUUCCAGUGACAAGUGAACCAAUAUAAUCCAUGAAUCGCGACCGGGGUGAUGUGCAGAGUCGCGGACUCUAGUAACUCACUAUACUACACGAAAAAGGGAAAUUCUUAAGGCCGGAUAAGCAACACAAGAAUGCCUCCAAAGCGACGAAGGAGAUUCCAGGGGCUCUACUACCAUUCAUCGCCGCCCAAAGUCAUGCCGAUGAAUGGACAGACGGGUGGACAAAAUGGACGAAAGCGCCGCGAUAAUGAAGAUUUCUCGGUGAAGUUAUCCACCAUUCGGAUCUGGAUUCACGAGAAGGACAUCGGCAAGCUGACGCGCAUUUUGUGGGCGGGCCAGGGCAACCGGCUCAGCCAGCAGGCCAGCAACAAUGGGCGUGUGAAGCGCUUCCUGGCCGCCGUGCCCCAUGUCAUGAAUGCCAUCAAGGAUCUGCACCAGGCGGUCAUCGACAACAGCCUGGAGAGCGUGCAGGCGCAGCUGGAGCCCCCGGUGCCCAGUGCGCUGGUCACGUGCAAGGACGGCAACGGGCUCAACAUCAUCCACAAGGCCGCCGGGCUGGGCCACACCAAGAUCCUGGAGUACCUGGUGGGCAUUUGGCCGGAGGGGGCCCACGAGACGGACAUCACCGGGAAGACGCCGCUCCACUGGGCCGCCAGUGCCAAGAACAACAUGCGAUGCUACACCCUGCUCACCCAAGCGGGCUGCGAUGAGGAGGCCGUCGACUAUAAAAUGAAGACACCCUCCUACUACCGACACAAGCCGCACGAAAUCGAGCGCGCCUUCCUGGUUUAUGUGCCGGAUGCGCCGCGUGUCUCCCCCGACAGCGCCACCGAUUGGGAGGCCUUGAGCGAUGACAGUGGCGUGGACAGUGGCGCGGUCGGCGAUGCCGGCUCCAAGAAACUGGACAUCAAGGUGCCGCCGUCGGUGAACGGUAGCAAAUCGCUGGACGACAGCCUUGAAAACACCUCGGAGCUGGACACCAACGAUGGUACGAGUGCCAAUGACGAUGAUGACGAGCUGUCCAAGGCGGAUGCACAGCAGGAAGCGGAUGCCGGCUCGCCAUUGCAGCGCCGACCGGAAACGCCGGCCACUUUCAACACGAUCAAUGGCGAUGGCGAUGGCGAUGGCGAUGUAGAAGGCGAUGGCGAUGACAGCGAGGCCGAGAAUAUUGCAAGAGCUGUAAGCGCGGACGGAGGCGGCGAGGCUGAAGGCAUCGGAGUGGGGCAGGAUGGAGGCGGAGAUGCGGCGAUCGUGGAGAAUGGCGGAGAUCACGUUCAGGAGGAGGAGCAGGAGCAAGAGCAGGAGCAGGAGGAACAGCCAGAAGAGGCUGCUAACGAGAGUGAACUCGAAGGAAACAUAAAGACUGAAGCGGAGAAUGAGAAUGAGAAGGAGAAUGAUUCUGCGGAGGAUGAAGCAAAUGGACCAGAAGACACCGCUGAGGAUGAAGCGGAACCGGAAGUGGCCACCAUGUCCGUGGAGGAGAAGGAUGCCGAGUCAGAGAACGAAAUCGAAAACGAAAACGAAACGAGAACGAGAACGAGAACGAAAACGAUGACGACGAUGAGGAUGUAAUAGCUUCAGACAGCAAAGGAGGAAAUCCGCAGGAGGAGCCAGGACAGCCAGGACACGAAGCGACCCAGGAGGACGAUGGCAACGA
Messenger RNA from Drosophila gunungcola (fruit fly), 1731 nucleotides. RefSeq lists its product as uncharacterized. NCBI's taxonomy places the organism in Eukaryota, Metazoa, Arthropoda, Insecta, Diptera, Drosophilidae. Gene Ontology annotation, molecular function: protein binding. The record is from RefSeq and is a predicted model, not a curated record.